Molecule: messenger RNA, 1139 nt
Organism: Rhodotorula graminis WP1
Lineage: Eukaryota; Fungi; Basidiomycota; Microbotryomycetes; Sporidiobolales; Sporidiobolaceae
Exons: 8
Coding region: 1-1107 (368 amino acids)
Biological process (GO): retrograde transport, endosome to Golgi; intracellular protein transport
Cellular component (GO): retromer complex; endosome
Source: RefSeq, a predicted model, not a curated record
AUGGCAUCCUUCUUCAACUUUGGCCACCCAGUCGAGGUCGACGUGCGCCUCGCCGGCGAGGACGAGCGCCAGUCGGUCGAGGUCAAGGGCGACCACGGCGGCAAGGGCGCCAAAGCAGACGCGCUCGCCGGGAGGGAGCGUUGCCCGGUCUUCUUGGAUGGCGAGAGUGUGCGGGGACAGGCUAUCGUGAGGGUCAAGGACGGCAAGGGCAUCAAGCACGACGGCGUCAAGGUCGAGUUUGUCGGCAGCAUCGAGCUCUUCUACGACCGCGGCAACCACUACGAGUUCCUCUCGCUCGUGCAAGAGCUGGCGACGCCCGGCGAGAUGCGGACGGCGCAGGCGUUCGACUUUGAGUUCAAGAACGUCGAGAAGCAGUACGAGAGCUAUCACGGCAUCAACGUCAAGCUGCGCUACUUCAUUCGCGUCACGGUCUCGCGACGAAUGGCCGACAUCGUCAAGGAGAAGGAGCUGUGGGUCCACUCGUACCGCAUGCCGCCCGACAUUACAAACUCGAUUAAGAUGGAGGUCGGCAUCGAGGACUGCCUGCACAUCGAGUUCGAGUACAACAAGGCCAAGUACCACCUCAAGGACGUCAUUGUCGGCAAGAUCUACUUCCUCCUCGUGCGGAUCAAGAUCAAGCACAUGGAGCUGAGCAUCAUCCGGCGAGAAACGACGGGAGCAGCGCCGAACCAGUACAACGAGAGCGAGACGAUCACCAAGUUCGAGAUCAUGGACGGCGCGCCCGUGCGAGGCGAGACGAUCCCGAUCCGGCUGUUCCUCGGUGGGUUCGAGCUCACGCCGACAUUCCGCGACGUCAACAAGAAGUUCUCGACGCGGUACUACCUCAACCUGGUCCUCAUCGACGAGGAGAACCGGCGCUACUUCAAGCAGCAGGAGAUCACGCUCUUCCGCAACCGCGAGGGCGUCCAGGGCCUGCCCGCCGUCAUCCCGCCCGCAGAACCUGCCCUGAUGUCGCCCGGUCUCGCCCAACCCGAGCCCAAUCAGCUCCAGUUCUCGUCCGCCGCCGCCGCCUCCGCCGCGUCUGCCGUACCCGAGUCGCCCGCGCUCCCUGCACCGCCGGUCGAUCAGUCUCCUCUACCGGUCUAGCGCGAGACGUAAUUCAGCCUCUAUACACUCUC